Messenger RNA from Eptesicus fuscus (big brown bat), 2121 nucleotides. It is a transcript of the gene VRTN, whose product is annotated as vertebrae development associated. Bases 1 to 2121 code for a protein of 706 amino acids. Gene Ontology annotation, cellular component: chromatin. Lineage: Eukaryota; Metazoa; Chordata; Mammalia; Chiroptera; Vespertilionidae. Gene Ontology annotation, biological process: regulation of transcription by RNA polymerase II. The record is from RefSeq and is a predicted model, not a curated record. The transcript has 2 exons.
AUGACAUCCCGGGAGCAGCUGGUGCAGCAGGUCCUCCAGGAGCUGCAGGAAGCCGUGGAGUCCGAGGGCCUGGAGGGUCUGGUGGGCGCUGCUCUGGAGGCCAAGCAGGUCCUGUCCUCCUUCACCCUCCCCACCUGCCGGGAGGGAGGCCCCAGCCGCCAGGUGCUGGAGGUGGACUCGGUGGCCCUGAGCCUGUACCCAGAGGAUGCUCCCAGGAGCAUGCUGCCGCUGCGGUGCAAGGGCGAGGGCAGCCUGCUGUUCGAGGCGGCCAGCCUGCUGCUGUGGGGCGACGCCGGCCUCAGCCUGGAGCUGCGGGCGCGCACCGUGGUGGAGAUGCUGCUGCACAGACAGUACUACUUGCAGGGCAUGAUCGACUCCAAGGUGAUGCUGCAGGCCGUGCGCUACUCCCUCUGCUCCGAGGAGUCCCCCGAGAUGACCAGCCUGCCGUCCGCCACGCUGGAGGCCAUCUUCGAUGCGGACGUCAAGGCCACCUGCUUCCCUAACAGCUUCUCCAACGUGUGGCACCUGUACGCCCUCGCCUCCAUCCUUCAGCGCAACAUCUACUCCAUCUACCCCAUGCGCAACCUCAAGAUCCGGCCCUACUUCAACCGCAUCAUCCGGCCCCGCCGCUGUGACCACGUGCCGGCCACGCUGCACAUCAUGUGGGCUGGCCAGCCCCUGACCAGGCACCUCUUCCGCCACCAGUACUUUGCCCCUGUGGUGGGACUGGAGGAGGUGGAGGCUGAAGAUGCUACCUCUCCAGCUCCAGCUCCAGCUCCAGCUCCGGCGCCACCGCCAGUCAAGACCCCGGAGCUGCUCACCCAGGAGCCUGGCCUCAGCUACUCCCACUUCCGUGAACGCUACAGCGUCACCAAGAGCACCUUCUACCGCUGGCGGCGGCAGUCCCAGGAGCACCAGCAGAAGCUGGCCACCCUCUGCUCGGCCAAGCAUGUCCUGCAGGACAGUGUCCACCGUGGGGGCCUCAUGUCCCUGCAGCAGUUUCUCCAGAGGUUCCCCGAGAUCUCCCGCUCCACCUAUUACGCCUGGAAGAACGAGCUGCUGGGCACUGGCGCCUGCCCGCCCCUGGCCCCCAAGGAGGCGCUGGGUGUGGAGCAGCAGGAGAAGCUGCCAGAGGAGCCGGCUGCCCAGGGGCUGGGGUGCUCCAUGCUGCCUGUGUCAAGCCCUGGAAUGGUCCUCAUGCAGCGGGCCAAGCUGUACCUGGAGCACUGCAUCUCCCUGAACACACUGGUGCCUUAUCGCUGCUUCAAACGCAGGUUCCCUGGCAUCUCCCGCUCCACCUACUACAACUGGCGCCGGAAGGCCCUCCGGAGGAACCCCAGCUUCAAGCCGGCCCCGGCCCCCUCCACAGCCCAGGCUCCCCAGCCAGCAGCAUCUGUUGGGGAAGAGGCUCUGCUCCCUGAGAAGGGUGAGGUGGGAGAGGGGCCAGGGAAAGCAACAGGUGUGGGGGGGUCACCCACCCCCCAGGAGUUCCUGCCCCGGAGGAUGCCCCUGUCCCGUCAGCAGAGGCGUCUGCGCAGGGCUGCCCGCAAGCAGGUGCUCAGUGGGCACCUCCCCUUCUGUCGUUUUCGCCUCCUCUACCCUAGUCUGUCCCCAUCCACCUUUUGGGUCUGGAAGAGUCUUGUCCGCGGUUGGCCCAGAAGCCUGUCCAAACUCCAGACCCAGGCUCCUACCUCGGGCAAAAGGGGGGUGCAGGAGGCUGAGGCGAAGCGAGAGGAAGGGGCUGGCAGGAAUGUGACAGCUGCCACGGCCCCAGCUGCAGCUCCUCCAGGGGAGGAUCCAGGGGAGGCCCAGGGGGGUCCUUCCAGAGAGAGGGCCCUGCCCGACGGGGCCACGGCCCAGGGAUGGCCCCACAGCGGGUCUUGGCCCAGCCACCCUGUGGCGGCGGCGGCAGGUGGCAGGGACAGCCAGGCGCUGAUGAUGGACAUGCUCGCCACCACGAAGUUCAAGGCUCAGGCCAAGCUCUUCUUGCAGAAGUGCUUCCAGUCCAAGAGCUUCCCCUCUUACAAGGAGUUCAGCGCCCUCUUCCCCCUCACCGCCCGCUCCACCUACUACAUGUGGAAGCGAGCUCUGUACGACGGCCUCACCCUGGUGGACGGCUGA